This is a messenger RNA of Oncorhynchus tshawytscha (Chinook salmon), 3632 nucleotides long. Its product is annotated as endothelin-converting enzyme 1. Gene Ontology annotation, cellular component: plasma membrane. The record is from RefSeq and is a predicted model, not a curated record. Bases 447 to 2768 code for a protein of 773 amino acids. Lineage: Eukaryota; Metazoa; Chordata; Actinopteri; Salmoniformes; Salmonidae. Gene Ontology annotation, molecular function: metalloendopeptidase activity. Gene Ontology annotation, biological process: peptide hormone processing. The transcript is spliced from 18 exons.
ACUCUGUCACAUAAGUCGAUUAAGUCAAUGCUCCUUCCUGUUUUUCGCGAGUUCCCUCUCUGUUUUGUUUCUUGUUUGACGAGGUUGGGCUAAGUUGGAGCUCCAGGAGAGCAUGUACUGAAGGAGGGCUGAGCAGAACAACAUAGUUGCUAGAGAGGAAGGGCUGUUGCUUUGAAAACCUUUACAGGACUUUUUAAGUGGAGAGUCUUGACGGCGCCCACGAGAUUAGACCCCAGGAGUAGCCGAAUGACGAAAUGGGGGGGUUGUUGAGUAGGGGGUUAGGGGGUAGGGAGGUGGUGAGAAGAGGGUAGGAAAUACUGGGGCGCUGAAUUUAAUAUUCCUUCCCCUGAUCUUAGGGGGAAACCCAGGAUUCCCAAAGACUGUUAAAGAGUAAACAUCACACACAUCCUGACUGUAGGAAAGGAAAGGAGAGGGCCUUAAGGAGCAUGGAAGCACUGAGGGAGUCUUUUCUGCAUUUGACCUUUCAGAUGUCCACAUACAAGAGGGCCACUCUGAACGAAGAUGACCUGGUAGAUUCCAACGGGGAUGAGUUCUACCCCCCUGCCAUGCAGGUGACACUGCGACAUGGUCCUGGUCCCAGGUGUUGGGCUGAGAAGACAUACACUGAACGGAGGCUGUUGGUCCUAGUGUGUGCAUUGUCUGUUGCCUUGUUCUUCUCUCUCAUCACUGUUGGGAUCUUCUACAAAGAGACUCACCCAGGUGUGUGUCGGACAGAACCAUGCAUUAUUGUGGCCAGUGCUGUGAUUGGAGCCCUGGACCGUUCUGUGGACCCCUGCCACGACUUCUACAGCUUUGCCUGUGGGGGAUGGGUACGGAACAACCCCCUCCCUGAGGGAAAGUCCCGAUGGGGUCCCUUCAGCAGCCUAUGGGAGCGCAAUAUGGCCAUCAUGAAGCACCUGCUAGAGAACACCACCAUGAAGGGGCUGAGCAAGGCUGAGGAGAAUGCCCAGAUGUAUUACAAGGCAUGUAUGAAUGAGACUAAGAUCGAGGAGUUAGGAGCUCAGCCUCUACAGGAGCUUAUCAAUCAGGAGAUCAUACAUUUUAUUUUACAGACAGGAGGAUGGGCCCUAACUGGCUCCUGGGAAAAUAACAAUUUCCAGGAGGUUCUACGCACAGUGUCAGCCAACUACCAUUGCUCCCCCUUCUUCACUGUGUUUGUCAGUACAGACUCCAAGUGCUCCAACCACAAUAUUAUUCAGGUGGAUCAAUCUGGGCUGGGGCUCCCCUCUCGGGAUUAUUACCUCAACAAAACUGCCAAUGCAAAGUAUCUGAAUGCAUACCUAGACUUCCUGGUGGAGUUAGGGGUCCUGUUGGGGGGCUCACAGGAGACAUCCAGAUUGCUGAUGCAGGAAAUUGUGGACUUUGAGACCACCCUGGCCAACAUCACCAUACCCCAGGAGGAGAGGAGGGACGAGGAGCUAAUUUACCAUAAGAUCCAGGCAAAGGAUCUGGAGACAUUGGCUCCUGCGGUGGACUGGAUGCCUUACCUCACAGACGUGUUUGCUCCUGUUCUUCUAAAUGACUCAGAGCCUGUGGUGGUGUACGCCAAGGACUACCUCCAGAAGGUCUCUGACCUCAUUGCAAGCACUAACAAGAGUGUCCUGAACAACUACAUGAUCAUGAAGGUGGUGAGGAAGAUGGUGUCCAUCCUGGACAAGAAGUUCCAGGAUGCUGAGCAGCGCUUCUUUGAAGUCAUGUAUGGAACCAAGAAGAGCUGCACCCCACGCUGGAAGCUGUGCGUCAGCGACACAGACAGUGCCCUCGGCUUUGCUCUCGGGGCCCUCUUUGUCAAAGCCACUUUUGCUGAGGACAGCAAGGCCAUUGCAGAAGAUAUGGUCUCUGAGAUCAAAUGGGCAUUUGAGGACAGCCUGAAGUAUGUGGACUGGAUGGAUCAGGGGACCAAAAAGGCAGCCAGAGAGAAGGCUGAAGCCAUUUACAACAUGGUUGGAUAUCCAAAAUUCAUAAUGGACCCCAAGGAGCUUGACAAAGUGUUCAAUGAUUUUGAGGUGGUGUCUGACCUGUAUUUUCAAAAUGUCAUGCAGUACUACAACUUCUCUGCCAGAGUGACUGCGGACCAGUUAAGGAAAACCCCCAACAGAGAUCAGUGGAGCAUGACCCCUCCUACAGUGAAUGCAUACUAUAAUCCUACCAAGAAUGAGAUGGUGCUCCCUGCGGGAAUCCUUCAAGCUCCUUUUUAUAGCCGCUCAUGGCCAAAGGCCCUGAACUUUGGGGGGAUUGGUGUAGUUAUGGGACAUGAGUUGACGCAUGCUUUUGAUGACCAAGGGAGGGAGUACGACAAGGAUGGGAACCUCCGCUCCUGGUGGAAGAAUUCAUCUGUGGAGGCCUUUAAGAAGCAGACCCAGUGUAUGGUGGAACAGUACAGUAACUACAGCAUCAACAAGGAAGCCCUCAAUGGAAAACACACCUUGGGAGAGAACAUAGCUGACAAUGGUGGCCUGAAGGCUGCCUACAAGGCUUAUGUGAACUGGAUUGCAAAGAAUGGAGAGGAGGCCACUCUGCCCGCCCUAGGGAUGACUAAUCAUCAGUUAUUUUUUGUUGGAUUUGCCCAGGUAUGGUGCUCAGUUCGAACUCCGGAAAGCUCGCAUGAGGGCAUCAUCACAGAUCCACACAGUCCAUCGAGAUUUCGAGUUAUUGGCACCAUCUCCAAUUCCCAUGAGUUCUCCAAGCACUUUGGCUGCAAGGCAGAUGCCCCCAUGAACCCUAAACACAAGUGUAAGCUUUGGUGAUGCCUAGCUACACAUAUGUAGGUCUGGCAGGUGGCAAAAUGGACACUGGGGACAUGGAGCAAAAAUAGAUGCAGUGGUAAAGUCUCUUAGGAAGGAGCGUACUGGUCUCGAUACUACUGAAAAUCCAGCUGUCUUACCCACUACACUUCUCAGUGUCCUUAAUGAGGACUGAAGCUGGAAGUUGAGCCAGAUCCAACUCUCUUCAUAAAGAAAAUUUGUUAUAGAAAUCAGCCUCUCUUUCCUCAAUGGAACUCUGAAAAUGUGCCUUGUUCACUUAAUGGAGGGACAAUUUUAACACUGGAAACCAAAGGAAUGGUUAUAAAAAGGAGAACACUAAUGGGAACUUCUCUCAAUCAGAUUUUAUGAAGUUGUCAUAUGCAUUAUAGUGAUAUUAUAGUGAUAUUUAUUUGUUGUUUGUAUCAGUUAUAUCACUCCACCUCUGUGUUGUCUUCAGUUACUAUAUAUUUCUUGACUGCAAAAGAAAAUGAGUUGCGAUUCCUGGAUUUGGAUUGAGAUAUAAUCCAGAGGAAACGGUCAAUCACAUCUACAGUAUAAUACAAGUUACUGUCAUAAGUGGAUUGUAAAAGCCAUAUUUUAUUAUUGCACAUGAUUGAUCCGGUCAAUAGGCCUACACAUUGGGCUUAUCUUGUUUCUGCAUCAACAAAACCUAACAAUGAUUUGGGUUAAUGUCUCCAGUGUAUGCAGUAGUGGUGUUAAAGUGACCCUCACAUAAUUGGUAAAUGCCUGAUAUAAGAGACAUACUUAAACAAAUAUUCAUUCAGAGCAUUCUGAAACUCAGGGAUGUACUGUUUAACCUUUAUUUAACAAUGCAAGUACUGAAAAAAUAUAAACGCAGCAUGUAAA